This is a messenger RNA of Juglans regia (Persian walnut), 1927 nucleotides long. Its product is annotated as GDP-mannose transporter GONST3. Lineage: Eukaryota; Viridiplantae; Streptophyta; Magnoliopsida; Fagales; Juglandaceae. Gene Ontology annotation, cellular component: Golgi apparatus. Gene Ontology annotation, molecular function: antiporter activity; GDP-fucose transmembrane transporter activity. The transcript has 2 exons. The coding region runs from base 307 to 1443 and encodes 378 amino acids. The record is from RefSeq and is a predicted model, not a curated record.
UUUUUUUUUUUUUAUGUCAGUAAUGCUAAGUUAUUAGUAAAAGAGAAAAUCCAUACAAAAAUGGUGAAUCGGUCCAAAAAAUGAAAAUUAAACGGAAAAGAAAGGAAGCCAGCCCCUUAAGCGGAAUCAUGCUUCGAUUCCGCCAGUCCCCGACUCCCUUUCUCACUCACUGCUUCAAGUAGUCUGUUUAGCGUUUUAGGCCCGAGUUCCGUACCAACAUCGGGUUACUGGAGACUGUGAGUUCGAGCAAAUCGACUCCCACAAAAGCCGCCUUCAGAUCUCCGACAAAUUUCAAGCUAGACACAGAUGACUAAUAAUGAUGAUGAUGCGGAGAAUCCAGGAGCUGGUGCAAACCAGAGAGGUCCAGAAGCUGCUACUCCCUCUGGUGAAAUACAAACAAUCUGGUAUGGUGGCUUACUCAAGCAAGUCUCCGUAUAUGGUAUAGCUGCUGGGUACUGCUUAUCUGCAUCUUUGCUUUCCAUCAUCAACAAAUGGGCGGUCAUGAAAUUUCCUUAUCCCGGGGCCUUAACUGCUUUACAGUACUUCACAAGCGCAGCAGGGGUCCUCAUUUGUGGCUGGGCUAAGUUAAUUGAGCAUGACAGGCUUGAACUUUUGACCAUGUGGCGCUUCAUGCCUGCAGCAAUUAUAUUCUACCUUUCUCUCUUCACCAACAGUGAGCUGCUUCUCCAUGCUAAUGUUGACACUUUCAUUGUCUUCCGUUCAGCAGUUCCCAUAUUUGUUGCAAUAGGAGAGACCCUCUUCUUGCACCAGCCAUGGCCAUCAUUUAGAACGUGGAUCUCACUUGCCACUAUUUUUGGAGGAAGUGUGCUUUAUGUUCUAACAGAUUACCAGUUCACAUUCAUGGCUUAUAGCUGGGCUCUAGCUUACCUGGUAAGCAUGUCCAUAGAUUUUGUGUACAUAAAGCAUGUAGUCAUGACCAUUGGUUUGAAUACAUGGGGUCUUGUGCUGUACAACAAUCUUGAGGCUCUGAUACUGUUUCCUUUGGAGCUGCUUAUAAUGGGUGAAUUGAAAAAGAUAAAGCAUGAAAUCACGGAUGAGUCAGAUUGGUACUCUUUCCAGGUGGUUUUGCCUGUGGGGUUAUCUUGCUUGUUUGGUUUAUCCAUCUCUUUCUUUGGAUUUUCUUGCCGGAGGGCCAUUUCAGCAACAGGAUUUACUGUUCUUGGGAUAGUGAACAAGCUAUUAACGGUUGUGAUUAAUUUGUUUGUUUGGGACAUGCAUUCGACAUUUGUGGGAACAAUGGGGCUUUUAAUUUGUAUGCUUGGAGGGGUUAUGUAUCAGCAAUCUACGAGCAAAAAGCCUAAAGAUGUAAAAGAAGUAAAUGCACGAGAGACUGAUGAGGAUCAACAAAAGUUGCUUGAAAUGCAAUGCAACACAGAAGGCAAUGGCAAUCAGGAAGUUGCAGAAUCAGAAGUGGGAAAAUGAAAGGGCUUAUGUUAAGUACUAUCAUUUUAUUCUUAUUGCUGCAAAAUUUAUUUCUUAGGUCCAGCUUUAAUGAUCGGCCAAUUGUUGGAGGUGGGGACUUCAUCUGCUCUACCUUGACAAUUUAUUUAUGAAAAAUAUACUACUCCCUGAAAUGCAGUUUUAAGGAUGGACUCAGACAUGACUGACUGGGUUGAAGUUGUUUCAUCUCAAUUCUCAAUUCAUUUUCAUCUCUAUGGAAGUUGAUUAUUAUUGUGGAACUGUUCGGCAACAUCAAUUUGACCUUUGGAAACCUGGUAAAAAAUGUACUAUUUGAAUUCUUGUCAUUGUAGUUGUUUUAAAACUUCCCACCGAUCCACAUAGUCCAUGUAUUAGUGCCUUUGAUCUUGGUAUUGAUGUAUUCCAUAAGGCAUGCAUCAGAUAGAGUGAACAUAUACAAUGAUUGGUUAAAUUUCUCAUGGAUUGAAAGGCCUGGUUUUUCCAUUCA